GCGCGUUGCCGGGGUCCCGCGCGUCGUGGGAGGAACUCUGGUCACCCCUGACCUCCGUGUAGCCGUGGGAUUAGGGGAAAGCCGUCUCGAGUGUCACCUCACCAGGAUCGUGGGCAAGCUAGGACCGGACCGGACGUGCAAGCUAGCUCUCGGUGGAGUGAAACUUGGGAAUCGUAUGAGGCAGAAAUGCUGAGCUUCCUGCGAAGAACGCUUGGCCGAAGGUCUAUGCGCAAGCAUGCUGAAAAGGAGCGACUCCGAGAGGCACAGCGUGCUGCCACACAUAUUCCUGCGGCUGGCGAUGCCAAGUCCAUCAUCACAUGCAGGGUGUCCCUUCUGGACGGUACAGAUGUCAGUGUGGACUUGCCGAAAAAAGCCAAAGGACAGGAGCUGUUUGACCAAAUUAUGUAUCACCUGGACUUGAUUGAAAGUGACUAUUUUGGUUUGAGGUUCAUGGAUUCAGCCCAAGUAGCACAUUGGUUGGAUGGUACAAAAAGCAUCAAAAAGCAAGUAAAAAUUGGUUCACCGUAUUGUCUUCAUCUUCGAGUUAAGUUUUAUUCCUCGGAACCAAAUAAUCUUCGUGAAGAGCUAACCCGGUAUUUAUUUGUUCUUCAGCUAAAACAAGAUAUUCUCAGUGGGAAGUUAGAGUGUCCCUUUGAUACAGCAGUUCAGUUGGCAGCUUAUAAUCUGCAAGCUGAACUUGGCGACUAUGAUCUUGCUGAACAUAGUCCUGAACUUGUCUCUGAGUUCAGAUUUGUGCCCAUCCAGACUGAAGAGAUGGAACUGGCUAUUUUUGAGAAAUGGAAGGAAUACAGAGGUCAGACACCAGCACAAGCUGAAACCAAUUACCUGAAUAAAGCCAAAUGGCUAGAAAUGUAUGGUGUUGAUAUGCAUGUGGUCAAGGCUAGAGAUGGCAAUGACUAUAGCUUGGGACUAACUCCAACAGGAGUCCUUGUUUUUGAAGGAGAAACCAAAAUUGGCUUGUUUUUCUGGCCCAAGAUAACCAGAUUGGAUUUUAAGAAGAAUAAAUUAACUCUAGUGGUUGUGGAAGAUGAUGAUCAGGGCAAAGAACAAGAGCAUACCUUUGUCUUUCGAUUGGAUCAUCCUAAAGCCUGCAAACACUUGUGGAAGUGUGCUGUGGAGCACCAUGCCUUCUUCCGUCUCCGAGGACCUGUCCAAAAGAGCUCUCAUCGAUCAGGGUUCAUUCGACUAGGAUCCCGAUUUAGAUACAGUGGAAAAACAGAGUAUCAGACCACAAAAACUAAUAAAGCAAGAAGAUCAACCUCCUUUGAAAGAAGGCCCAGCAAGCGGUAUUCUCGGCGAACCCUGCAAAUGAAAGCAAGCACAACAAAACCUGAAGAUCUUGGUGUUCAUAAUGCUUCAGCCCAGAACAGUGACUCCCAACAGGCUUGGGGUGUGAGGACUCCUGUGCCUGUCACUUCUUCCUCAUCCUCUGGUCCUGUGCUGGUGGAGGUAGAGAAUCUCCCACAGAAAUCUGCAGCAGACCAACAUGACAGGAAAUGGCUCUCUGCUACCAGUGACCGCUGCCAACGUGGUGGAAACCAGUGGAACCCAAGGGCCUUGCCCCCACCCCAGACUGCAUAUAGAAACUACACUGACUUUGUCCAUGAGCACAAUGUGAAGAAUGCAGGAGCCCAUCAUGAUGCUCAUUUAUCUGGCCGUGCAGCCAUGACUGAGAUAUGAGUUGUUACAACUUUUAGGCCAUGGAAUUCUGCAUCUAGGUUGAUAAUGUAUGUUGUGGCAUUUAUAUAGAGGACUGAUUUCAUUAGGAAUAUUGGAGAGAAUUUGUUCCAUACUUAGUCACUAGUUACACAAUGCUAUGAUUGACUUCUGUCUGCUGUGGAAGGGAAGAGGAUCUGAAGAAGCCGUGAGCUGUUAACUAACAUGGCAGAUGUUGCUGUGUUGGAAGGGUGUGCAUACCACUGUGUCCUUGGGAAGGGUUUUCAUAAUGUUAGCAUUUAACACAUCACUCAAAACAUCUCUCAGGAGUUUUGUGUUUAUGACAAACUGUCAGUUGUCACCUACAUGCCAUCUAAGUAAGACUGUGUUACAAAGGAUAAGACACAAAAUGUAUACCCAAAAGGAACCAUGUUGAGUCAUGGUGCUUUUUGUGGUGCUGUAGUAAUACUGCUGUCAUAUGCUACCUUCUAAAGUGACCCAUGCCUUCAUUUCAGCUAAGUGCCUGCAAUUUAAUAAAAAUUUAUGAUACUUUUUUAAUAAACCUAUUUUAUUACCACAGGUGUAGAAAAUGCAAUAACAAUAUAAUUCAUGUAAGAUAAGUCUCAGUGAUUUCUUUGGGUGGUUAAUUUACAGUUGACAUGAAUGGUUACAUUACUAGCAGGUGGUUAUACCGAAUGCAAGGUGGAAAGCUUUCUUUGUUAUUCUUUUCUCAUUGAAAUCCUUGACAGAUCACUCAGGUUUGUAACACCCUCAUAAUCUGUCCCAUACAACCUUUAAAAUACAAUUCUGAAGUCAAAGUGUUACCAUUUUCAGAUAGAUUGCCUGUAUUUUACACUUUUAAUCCUUUUUGAACUUUGCAAUGUAGUUAAUUCGAGCUCUUUGUUUAAUUCACUGAAGGCAAAUCAGCUGGAAAAGUACAUGAUGAUUGAGACACUAAGAAGAGAUACAGUAUUUCUUCAUUUACAGUUAUUUUUAAUUUUAGAAAAAUUUCUGAUCUUUAAGCUGUAUAAGGAGAAAUGAGCAGUUAUAUUCAGAACUGUUUAUGCUCUGAAAUAAUAAAGCUUUGUUAUAUUUAACCUUAA
Grammomys surdaster is the source of this 2780-nucleotide messenger RNA. RefSeq names its product erythrocyte membrane protein band 4.1 like 5 (gene Epb41l5). Gene Ontology annotation, molecular function: cytoskeletal protein binding. Lineage: Eukaryota; Metazoa; Chordata; Mammalia; Rodentia; Muridae. The transcript has 17 exons. The coding region runs from base 187 to 1701 and encodes 504 amino acids. The record is from RefSeq and is a predicted model, not a curated record. Gene Ontology annotation, cellular component: cytoskeleton.